AUGAACUCAACGCCGUCUUCAGCAAGAUCGCUUCCGUUGUUCUCGCUGACCAUAGCGCCAACGGUGGACCAAAGAUCACGUCCAUCAAUGGUGUCUGGAUCGAAGCAAACACUGCCCAUUGAUUCAUCGUUCAAGGAUCCUCUUGAGAAUGCAGAAAAAGUGCGUAUUAGAUCUGAAAAAUGGGCUGAGGAUAUAACCAAUGGUCUCAUCAAAGCUCUUCCUCCUGGAUCCGUCACGAGUCUAACCGGCUGCGCUUUUGGAAACGCACUCUACUUCAAAGGAGCAUGGGAAGUUCCAUUCGACAAGUCUUACACCAAAGACAAAGAGUUCCACCUUCUCAGUGGAACCUCAGUGUCCGUGCCAUUCAUGAGCAGCUACGAGAACCAAUAUAUAAAUGUUUAUGAUGGUUUCAAGGUCCUCAGGUUACCUUAUCGACAACGCAAUGAUGCGACCAAUUAUUCCAGCUUUCCUUAUCGUCAAGGUGGUUAUAGUACCAAUGGCAGCUUCUCGAUGUACUUUUAUCUCCCAGACAAUGAUGGAUUGGAUGAUCUUGUCAAGGCAAUGGCAUCUACUUCUGGAUUUUUAGAUUGUCACGUUCCAAGAUGCAUUUUAGUUAAUGAAUUCAGAAUCCCAAAGUUUAAGAUUACUUAUGGCUUAGACGGCCAAGACUUGGGAUUACGUUCAAUGGCUUUGUUUCAUAAAGCAUGUGUGGAGAUUGAUGAAGAAGGCGCUGAAGCUGCUGCUGCCACUUUUACACUCAGUGGUGGUUGUGGGAUAUAUGAGCCUCCUAAGAGGAUAGAUUUUGUGGCAGAUCAUCCAUUUUUGUUCUUUAUUCGGGAAGACAAAACUGGAACUGUUUUGUUUGCUGGUCAGAUCUUUGAUCCUUCCAAAAAAUCUGCUUAGGCUUUCGCUUUAGUUACAAGUUAUGACCGGAUAAGUUGAAUUACGUUUGAGCUUCAUGUUCAAUCUUGAAUUUAUGAAUCAACUGAUUCAUAUUUAUGUAUUUGGUUAUCCAAAAAAAUUCCAUUAAUCGCAUGGUUUUAUACUUUGUUUUUUAUAAAUU
Molecule: messenger RNA, 1063 nt
Organism: Raphanus sativus (radish)
Lineage: Eukaryota; Viridiplantae; Streptophyta; Magnoliopsida; Brassicales; Brassicaceae
Product: serpin-Z1
Molecular function (GO): serine-type endopeptidase inhibitor activity
Source: RefSeq, a predicted model, not a curated record